AGCUGGCCCAAAGAAACAGAAACCGAGACCGAGACCGAAACCAAAAGCGACUCGCCGCUCUAAGCCGCCCGCCCAGCAAUAGACUCAAGUGCCAGAUCUCCAGAACUCUAGAAUCGUGCGCAAUCCAACCCACCAGCCACCAGCCAGCAGCCUGCAGCUUGCAGCUUUCAUCCAGAAGCUCCUCGACCUCCGGCUGCAAGUCCCAGCAAUCCACAGAGAUGCCGUCGCCCGGGCACACAUUUUGCUUCUCCUCAGCAGGAUUUAUCGCUUGCUCAGCAAUCGUUCUGCUUUGUAGUUCCGAGGUUCUAUCCAGUUGGGAGGAAUGGUGGACAUACGAUGGUAUAUCCGGACCAAGCUUCUGGGGCCUUAUCAAUCCACAGUGGAAUAUGUGCAACAAAGGACGGCGCCAAUCGCCCAUCGAUGUGGUGCCUGACAAGCUGCUGUUCGAUCCCUACCUCCGACCGCUCCACAUCGACAAGCACAAGGUUUCUGGCACUCUGCACAAUACGGGCCAGUCGCUCGUCUUUCGCGUCGACAAGGACACCAAGCAGCAUGUGAACAUAUCCGGCGGCCCUCUGGCCUAUCGCUAUCAGUUCGAGGAGAUCUACAUCCAUUACGGCGUGGAUAACACUCGCGGCUCCGAGCACUUCAUCCAAGGCUACAGUUUUCCCGGCGAGAUUCAAAUCUAUGGCUUCAACAAGGAGCUAUACCACAACAUGUCCGAGGCCCAGCAUAAAUCGCAGGGUAUUGUGGGACUGUCGCUUAUGGUGCAGAUUGGUGAGACGCCCAAUCCGGAACUUCGCAUCAUCACGAGCACCUUCAACAAGGUGCUCUAUCGUGGCUUCUCGACGCCCAUCCGGCACAUAUCGGUGAGGUCGCUGCUGCCAAACACGGAUCACUACAUCACCUACGAGGGCUCCACAACCCAUCCCGGCUGCUGGGAGAGCACCGUCUGGAUCAUAGUUAAUAAACCCAUCUAUAUCACCAAACAAGAGUUAUACCAACUCCGACGACUGAUGCAAGGCUCCGAGAGUACUCCAAAAGCUCCACUAGGUAAUAAUGCGCGACCCGUGCAAAGUUUACAUCAUAGAACCGUAAGAACGAACAUAGAUUUUAAGCGGAACAAGAAUCAAUAUGCUUGCCCCUCGAUGUAUAAGGAUAUGUAUUAUCGGGCGAAUCGCUGGUCACCAGACACGGGACUCUUGAUACGUUGACAACCGUACGUGGAAGACUGCGAAAAGCAAUUAAUAUCGUUGCUAUUAUUAUUAAUAUUAUAUGUGGUGAAUAAUGCUACAGCAAUGGCAACUACAUAUAUUGACAGCAGGAAGGGCUCCAACUGCAGCCAGUGACCGAGGCGGUCAGCGGGUCACUUUGCAGUUUUUAUGUCGCAUUCAAUUUUCAUAUUCAUGUUUUUAACACGAACUCGGGAUUCGUUUGGCCUGCAAUAUUACCACAACAAAAGCAGCAGCAACAGCACGAAACUGUAUAUUAUUUAUUGCAUUAUUAUUAAUAGCAAAACAGCCGCCGAAACAGCAGUAGCAACAACAUUAAACAUGAAUUUAGGUAACAAAUGCUUGCAGCAAAAAUAACAACUACUCGUAAGAACGCUACAAUUAAGUGCCUCGACUAUGUAAUACCCGGUACUUAGGUUCUCAAAGGGUAAACAGAUGGCAUGCAUUUCUUUGCAAUGGCGAAAAGUAGACUUUGGCUUCCAUAACCUAAAUGAUCUACUACUCUAAAGCCUUUCAAAACUAUUUUUUUGUAUUUUUCUGUUUCUUUCCCCACACAUUAGCAAGAUUAGAAUAUAUCCCUUGAAUUCUGCAAGUAUCAGCUACGAAAU
Molecule: messenger RNA, 1840 nt
Organism: Drosophila persimilis
Lineage: Eukaryota; Metazoa; Arthropoda; Insecta; Diptera; Drosophilidae
Gene: CARPA
Product: carbonic anhydrase-related protein 10
Exons: 8
Coding region: 219-1214 (331 amino acids)
Molecular function (GO): carbonate dehydratase activity; zinc ion binding
Source: RefSeq, a predicted model, not a curated record